AUGCUUGCCUCUAGACAGGUUCUGGGCAAUGUUGCCCGGAGCCGCGCCUUUGCCGGCACCGCCACGGGCAUCCGCCGCCUCGCCACGGUCUCCGACUCUCCUCUGGACAGAAAGGUCCGCCAGAACAACUGGGAGGAGAACAACUUUAUCAACUACAAGAAGAUGUCCGAGAAUCUCGCCAUUGUUCGCGCCCGUCUCAACCGGCCGCUGAACUACGCCGAGAAGAUUCUCUACUCUCAUUUGGACGACCCACACGGCCAGGAGAUUGAGCGCGGCAAAUCGUACCUCAAGCUCCGACCCGACCGUGUUGCUUGCCAAGACGCCACCGCCCAGAUGGCCAUUCUGCAGUUCAUGUCAGCCGGCAUGGACGCCGUCGCCAACCCUACCACUGUUCACUGCGAUCAUUUGAUUGAAGCUCAAGUCGGCGGCGCAAAGGAUUUGGCCCGCGCCAUCAACAUUAACAAGGAGGUUUACGACUUUCUUUCCAGCGCCUGUGCGAAGUACAACAUCGGUUUCUGGAAGCCAGGUUCCGGUAUCAUUCACCAGAUUAUUCUGGAGAACUAUGCCUUCCCUGGUGGUCUUCUCAUUGGUACCGACUCUCACACCCCCAAUGGUGGUGGUCUCGGUAUGGCAGCUAUUGGUGUCGGUGGUGCUGAUGCCGUCGACGUCAUGGCCAACUUGCCCUGGGAGCUGAAAGCUCCCAAGGUUAUUGGUGUCAAGCUUACCGGCCAGCUCUCUGGCUGGACGGCCCCCAAGGAUAUCAUCCUCAAGGUCGCCGACAUUCUCACCGUCAAGGGUGGAACCGGCGCUAUCGUCGAAUAUUUUGGUCCUGGUUUGAAUGACAUCUCCUGCACAGGCCUUGCUACAGUCGCAAAUAUGGGUGCUGAGAUUGGCGCAACGACCACAGUUUUCCCAUUCGGCGAUCGGAUGUACGACUACCUCGCUGCCACCAAGCGCAAGGAUAUCGGCGAUUUUGCUCGCACUUACGCUAAAGAGCUUCGUGCGGAUGAGGGUGCUGAAUAUGACCAGCUGAUUGAGCUCAACCUCUCUGAACUCGAACCCCAUAUCAACGGCCCCUUCACUCCUGAUCUGGGAACCCCCAUCUCCAAGUUUAGCCAAGCUGUCAAGGAGAAUGGAUGGCCUGAGGAGCUCAAGGUUGGCCUCAUCGGCUCCUGCACCAACUCCUCUUACGAGGACAUGUCUCGUGCUGCGUCCAUUGCUCGUGACGCUCUUGACCACGGUAUCAAGGCCAAGGCUGCCUUUACCGUCACGCCUGGAUCCGAGCAGAUCCGCGCUACCAUUGCCCGUGACGGUCAGCUUCAGACUUUUGAGGAGUUUGGCGGUAUUGUUCUUGCCAACGCUUGUGGUCCCUGCAUUGGUCAGUGGGACCGCAACGACGUGAAGAAGGGUGAGGCCAACUCGAUUCUCUCCUCUUACAACCGUAACUUCACUGGUCGCAACGAUGGCAACCCCGCUACUCACUCCUUUGUCACCUCGCCUGAUCUGGUUGUCGCCCUCACCAUUGCUGGCUCCCUCCACUUCAACCCCCUGACCGACAAGCUCAAGGACAAGGAUGGUAAAGAGUUUAUGCUGAAGCCUCCUACCGGCGGCAAUGGUCUUCCUACGAAUGGCUACGACCCUGGCCAGGACACUUACCAGGCUCCCCCCAAGGACCGCUCUGCUGUCCAAGUUCAGGUUGCCCCUACCUCGGACCGUCUCCAAGUUCUUGAGCCUUUCCAACCCUGGGACGGCAAGGAUGUUAAGGACAUUCCCAUUCUCAUCAAGGCUCAGGGCAAAACCACCACUGAUCACAUCUCCAUGGCUGGCCCCUGGCUCAAGUACCGUGGGCAUCUUGACAACAUUUCGAACAACAUGUUGAUCGGUGCCAUCAACGAGGCCAAUGGUGAAGCCAACAAGAUUCACAACUUUACCACUGGUGACUGGGAUGCUGUGCCUGCCGUUGCCCGCGAUUACAAGAAGAAGGGCAUCAAGUGGGUUGUCGUCGGUGACUGGAACUACGGAGAGGGUAGCUCCCGUGAGCACGCUGCCCUUGAGCCCCGUCACCUUGGUGGCUUGGCCAUCAUUACUCGAAGCUUUGCCCGUAUUCACGAGACCAAUUUGAAGAAGCAGGGCAUGCUUCCGCUUACCUUUGCCGACCCCGCUGACUACGACAAGAUUAAGCCUGACGACAAGGUCGACAUCCUCGCUACCCAGCUUGCUGUCGGCAAGCCCAUCACUAUGGUCGUUCACCCGAAGGACGGCAACUCUUUCGAGGUUCCUCUGCAGCACACCUUCAACGAGGCUCAGAUUGAGUGGUUCAAGAAUGGUAGCGCUCUCAAUACGAUGGCGGCGAAAAAAUAA
Molecule: messenger RNA, 2361 nt
Organism: Akanthomyces muscarius
Lineage: Eukaryota; Fungi; Ascomycota; Sordariomycetes; Hypocreales; Cordycipitaceae
Exons: 5
Coding region: 1-2361 (786 amino acids)
Biological process (GO): tricarboxylic acid cycle
Cellular component (GO): cytosol; mitochondrion
Molecular function (GO): aconitate hydratase activity; 4 iron, 4 sulfur cluster binding
Source: RefSeq, a predicted model, not a curated record